Glycine soja is the source of this 985-nucleotide messenger RNA. RefSeq lists its product as uncharacterized. NCBI's taxonomy places the organism in Eukaryota, Viridiplantae, Streptophyta, Magnoliopsida, Fabales, Fabaceae. Bases 199 to 924 code for a protein of 241 amino acids. The record is from RefSeq and is a predicted model, not a curated record. The transcript has a single exon. Gene Ontology annotation, molecular function: protein dimerization activity.
UUCAGAGAUGAGGAGAUUUUUGGUUGAUAGAGCAAGUAUUGAGAAUGUGAAUGUUGUACAACAAGAAGCCGAAUUAGAACCGCCACCUAAUAUGGUUAAUGAGUUUAACCCAAAUGAGAUUGUGCGUGAUCCAGGUCAUAGGAAACAAACGAGCUUUCAAAUAUAUUGCAAAGAAAAGAUCUUAAUAUUGUGAAUGCCAUGGAAUUAGUUGAUGUUGUCAAAGCUCGGUUGGGCACAAUGAGAGAGAGAGUGGCUGGAAUAAUUUUUUUGCCGAUGUCCAAGGAUUUUGUGUUGCUACCAGUUCGGGGUCGUUCAAGAGCAGAAGGGAGGACUAUCACUAAUCUUCAUCAUUACCGUCCAGAGAUUUUUUAUGUUGCUAUUGAUAAAAUAUGUGUGGAGAUGGAUCACCGCUUUAGUGAAGGAAGUAACAUUAUACUUGAUUGCUUCUCAUGUCUUGACCCCAAGAACUCUUUCUCCAAGUUUGAUGUUGAUAAGCUUGCUCGUCUUGCUGAUAUUUAUCAUGCAGACUUUUCUGAUGAUGACCGAGGAACAAUUAGGGAUCAACUUGAAACUUAUGUGCUUCAAGUGAGAAGAAAUGCUUCUUUUUCCACUUGUGAAGAUGUUCAAAGUUUGGCUAUGAAGAUGGUUCAAACUGAGAAACAUUUGGUAUUUCCAUUGGUUUAUAAACUUAUUGAGCUAGCUUUGAUAUUGCCGGUGUCGACAGCAUCCGUUGAAAGAGCUUUUUCAGCAAUGAAGAUUAUCAAGUCUAAAUUGCGCAAUAAGAUCAACGAUGUGUGGUUCAAUGACUUGAUGGUAUGUUACACCGAGCGGGAGAUAUUCAAGUCACUUGAUGAUAUUGAUAUUAUUCGAACAUUUACCGCAAAGAAGUCUCGGAAAGGACACUUGCCUCGUAAUUUUAUUUAACCCGCUAUUGUAAGAUUAUGUUUAUCUCUUUUAUUUUAAACUAUAUUUUUGUUGACAAAAU